Helianthus annuus (common sunflower) is the source of this 1424-nucleotide messenger RNA. RefSeq lists its product as uncharacterized. The record is from RefSeq and is a predicted model, not a curated record. Lineage: Eukaryota; Viridiplantae; Streptophyta; Magnoliopsida; Asterales; Asteraceae. The coding region runs from base 171 to 1340 and encodes 389 amino acids. The transcript is spliced from 3 exons.
CUGACCGAGUCAUACAUAGCAAGGAGUCUGACCAAAAUCUUUCCACCAAAUACCCUAAAAAUCCCACGCCUCUUUUUCUCCCCUCUUCUACUCAUCAUGCGCCUCCUUACCUAGGGUUUUUUUUCUUUGCAAAUCUACAACAAUCUGUUACAAAGGAAGCAUCAAAGCCUAUGGACUCGGAUGAGGAGAUUAUGCUUUUCUUGAUGCUUUGUUGGCAUUGGCUACAAUUAGCCUCGGUAUUGACCAAUCAUGAAAGGAUAAGAGAUCUGAAUUCGGUAUUGACCGGUCAUGAGUACACACAAGAAUUGUUGCAUGGCACUUCUACACAAUGUCAUGAGAUGAUGCGCAUGUCACGUGAUGCGUAUGUACUAUUGUGCAAUCAUUUUAAGCAAAGAAAUUGGUUGCAGAGUAGUAGGUCAAUAACCUUUGAAGAAAAGAUGGCUAUGUUUUUUAUUGUCAUAGGACAUAAUGAGCGAUUUCGAAUGGUUAAGCGAAGGUUUCAACACUCAACAGAAACAAUUCAUAGAUGUUUUCAUGAGGUCUUAAUUGCGAUGAUGAAUUUCACAAGAGAAGUUAUAGUUCGGACAUCUUCUAAUCCAAUCGCGAAUGCUUCAGAAAACCAUAGAAGGCUAAAACAAAUAUUUCCUGGAGCAAUAGGUCCGUUAGAUGGAACUCUUGUACAUGCAGUCGUACCUGGUGAUCAACAGACUCGUUACAGGGGAAGAGCAAAGGGUGAAUGCUUUCAAAAUGUCUUAGGAAUCUGUAAUUUUGAUGUGAUAUUCACGUUCGUGUGGGCUGGAUGGGAGGGUAUUGCACAUGAUUCACGUGUUUUGAAAGAAGUUGCAUUUAAUCCGAGUUCCGGCUUUUAUUUCCCCCCACCAGACAAAUAUUACCUUUGCGAUGUCGCAUACACCAACACUCGUGGGUUUAUGACUCCCUACCGUAAUACGAGAUAUUGGUUAGCCGAUUUUCGACGACAACGUGCAUUGACUAAGGAAGAAAAGUUCAACCAUGCUCAUGCACAACUCAGAAAUGUGAUUGAGCGCGCAUACGGUGUUUUGAAGGCAAGAUUCCCAAUCCUAAAACAAAUGGCCCCCUUUUCAUUUCCAAUACAGAGAGACAUAGUGAUUGCGUGUUUCGCCAUCCAUAACUUUAUAAGGAAAUGGAAUAUUCAUGAUCAGUUAUUUGUGGUGUACAACGAGAACACUUUUUUUGGAGAAAUGCAACAGGAGGAAAGUGAUGGCCAGUCUGUUCACGACAUGGAAUGGGGCUCACAAGGCAUUGAAUAUAUGACUACUUUGCGUGACGAGAUAGCUACUCAAUUAAUGUCAAAUGCUUAAAACCAAAAUUGUACGCAAGUUAUUAAUUUCUACUUGGAUUAGUAUGUUUUCAAGAAGGAUUUAUGUGUAUUUUGGAUUUUCUAU